Messenger RNA from Closterium sp. Naga37s-1, 6279 nucleotides. The record is from the annotation of a GenBank genome assembly. NCBI's taxonomy places the organism in Eukaryota, Viridiplantae, Streptophyta, Zygnematophyceae, Desmidiales, Closteriaceae.
AUGCAAUCCGGCGUAUGCGCGGAAAACGGUUUCCGCGCUGCCGCAGCGGGAGGAGAUCUCGCGACGGCGUCCGCGGCAGCGGCGGGGACAAUGGCCAUGGCGGAGACGUGCUCGCAGAGUAUCCGCGCGAGUUCAGCGCCGCAUGCGGAGUUGCUGCAUCUGCCGCUGCUUUCGCAGUCGUGGUCCCCGGAGGAAGAUCGCGAGCUAGAGCGAGCAUUGGCGAGGCUCCAGAGCUGCACAAGCGGAAGCUCGGACGCCCUUUACUCUCCCCCUCACCUCUCCCCCCUUCCGCUCUUCCCCCUCCGCCUGCCCCCUCCGCUCCCCCCUCCGCAGGCUCCAGAGCUGCACAAGCGGAAACUCGGAAGCCCGCAGGCCGCUUCCCCGCGGAAGAAGGCAUCGCGCAGCACAGACACGCGCGGAGCAGCAGCAGCGGACGCAGCGCAUAACGAGGCAGUCAAUGAGGAGGACAGGCUGCUGGCGCAGGGCCUGGGCGAGUCGCCGCCAGUGAAAGCAGAGAACGUUUCCGCCGGGAUCGAAGGGGAAGGGGGCGCGUGGGGGAAUGGGCGCACGUGGGGGGAUGGGGGCAUGAGGGGGGAUGGGGAUGGGGAUGGGGAUGGGGGCGCAAGCGUGAGCGGUGCUCCAGCCAGCGAGUUCUUGCUCACAGCCAUGGCGUCACCACCGGUAGCCACGCGGUCGCCGUCAUCCCCUUUAUUGUCAUCUGCGGUACCGUGGAGUGUGCCGGUGGAGCAGGAGGCGCGGCUGGCGCACAGCACAGUGCUCAUUGAGAAGAUCAAGGAGGCGCUCCGAUUGCAAAAGUUACAAGACUCCAGCCACAUGUUGCAGCAACUGAAGCGCAACCUUGUAUUGUCCGUCGACAGUCGGGACUCGAACUACGCUCUGCGCGAAUUCGCGAAGAUGACGGCGGCGUGCCGUUCUUCCGCAGAGACUCGCGGUCCGCUGGGGCAGCGGAGAGCGUUACCGCGUGUUGCGGCGCUCGGCGCGCUGUGGCCGCGUGUGUCGCUCCGCGUGUGUGUGUCCGUGUGGGUGUUCGCGUGGGCGUGCGCGUGCGCACUGCUGCUUUUCCCUGCUCUGCGCGCAGCGGCGUGGGAGUGCACGAACAUUCCGUCGCAGCCGCACGAGUUCUUUAACAGGUAUCGCCGCCGUGCUCCCCCGCACUCCCCCGCGCUCCCCCGUGCUUCCCCGCGCUCCCCCGUGCUUCCCCGUGCUCCCCCGCACUCCCCCGUGCUCCCCCGCACUCACCCUCCCUCCGUGCGCGAGCACCUCCGCGUGCUGCGCCACCACGCGGACAGCCGCGCAGCCGCGGACGCUCUAGCGGGGAGAACCUCCCGUCCCUCCGCGGACGCUGCAGACACUGCGGGCACUGCGGACGCGGGGGGAAACGGGGGAAGCGGAAAGCGGCGAGCCAUGCUGGAGUGGGUGAGAAGUGGGGGGGGAGGGCGGGUGAGGGUGAGAGGGUGGGCGGGUGGGGGUGAGAGGGUGGGCGGUGCCUACACUUCCUCUCGCCCCAGCCCUCCCACUUCCCCCCUUCCCCUUUCCUCGCUUCCCCAUUUCCCCCCUCCCCCAUCUAGCAGCGCCCACAUCCCUCCACACCCCCCCUCCCCCUCCCUCUCCCCAUCCCUCCCCUCCCCCUUUCCCUUCCUCCGCUUCUUCCCCCCAUGCAUAGCAGCGCCCGCACUUCCUCUCCCCGCUGGCCUUUCCCCAUCUCCCCGUUCCCCCUUCUUACUCCCCCCCUUUCCCCGUCCACUUUUCCCCGCCCCUUUCCCCCCAUGCAUAGCAGCGCCCGCACUUCCUCUCCCCGCUGGCCUUUCCCCAUCUCCCCCUUCCCCCUUCUUACUCCCCCCCUUUCCCCGUCCACUUUUCCCCGCCCCUUUCCCCCCAUGCAUAGCAGCGCCCGCACUUCCUCUCCCCGCUGCCGCUGCAUGCCGUCCGCCUCUCGCCGGCCACGCGUCAGUUUGCCGCCCAGAGCGCCAACCUCGACACCCGCACUUCCUCUCCCCGCUCCCACUCCACGCCGUCCGCCUGUCACCGUCCACCCGUCAGUUUGCCGCCCAGAGCGCCAACCUCGAGUACCUCCUGACGCUCGAUGCCGACCGCCUGCUGUGGUCGUUCCGGCGGACGGCGGGGGAGGAGGAGCCAAUAGGGAGGCCGUAUGGGGGAUGGGAGAACCCCAACAGCGAACUGAGGGGGCACUUCGUGGACACCAUUCGUCUGAUCUGGUUGUUCCGGCGGACAGCAGGGGAGGAGGAGCCAAAGGGGGAAGGGAAGCCAUAUGGGGGAUGGGAGAACCCCACGAGCGAACUCAGGGGGCACUUCGUGGGUAAGUGCGGGAGAGUGAGGGAGGAGUGGGGAAGUGAGGGAGUGAGGGAGUGGGGAAAUGAGGGAGUAAGGGAGUGGGGAAAUGAGGGCCUCUACCUGAGUGCAUCAGCCCUGGCGUGGGCAUCAACAGGAAACGCAACCCUCAAGGCGCGCAUGGAUGGAGUAUGUGAUGGGCAAGGCAGGUCAGCUGCUGCACACGUGUCGUGUCGGCAGAAUGCAGGAAGUGACAUGAACCGGACUGUAUCCCUUUGCCUUCCCGCUCGUCCUUUCGCCCUUCACUCCUCGUUUCACUUCCCUCGUGAUCAUCCAGGCCACUACCUGAGUGCAUCGGCCCUGGCGUGGGCGUCAACGGGCAACACAAACCUUAAAGCCCGCAUGGAUGGAUUACCUGGCCACUACCUGAGUGCAUCAGCCCUGGCGUGGGCAGCAACGGGCAGCACAGCCCCCAGGGCGCGCAAGGAGCCACUACCUGAGUGCGUCGGCCCUGGGCACUACCUGAGUGCAUCAGCCCUGGCGUGGGCGUCCACAGGCAACACAACCUUGAAAGCCCGCAUGGAGUAUGUGGUGGGCGAGCUGGACACGUGUCAGCAGCGCAUUGGCUCGGGGUACCUCUCUGCGUUCCCCGAGGAGUUCUUUGACCGUGUGGAGGCCAUCCAGCCCGUGUAUUAUGAGAAGAGGAGGGGGAAGGGGAGGGGGAAGAAGCGCAUUGGCUCGGGGUACCUCUCUGCUUUCCCCGAGGAGUUCUUCGACCGCGUGGAGGCCAUCAAGCCCGUAUCAUGGCUGGUCCGCUUGCCGCUAUCACCAAGUGCAAGCGGGUCACUCAAGUGCUCUCUCCCCCAAUCCCCUCCUCCUCCCCCCCUUCCCUCCACGCACACCAUGGGCGGCCUGUUGGACCAGUACCAGCUGGGCGGCACCAGCUGGGCGGCACCAGAUGGGCGGCACCAGAUGGGCGGCACCAGAUGGGCGGCACCAGAUGGGCGGCACCAGCUGGGCGGCACCAGCUGCCAGACCAGUGACUUGCUUUCCCCUCCUCUCACUCCACUGCUCUCUCUCUCCCCAACCUCCUCCUCUCCCACUCUCUCCCUCAGAUCAUGGCCGGCCUUCUGGACCAGUACCAGCUGGGCGGCAAAUACUCUUGUCUCACCGACUCAUUCCGCCCUCCUCUCACUCUGCGGCUCUCUCUCCCCAACCUCCUCCUCUGCCCCCAUACUUCCCCCACAGAUCAUGGCCGGUCUGCUAGACCAGUACGAGCUGGGCGGCAACCGGGCGGCGCUGCGCAUGCUGACGUGGAUGGCGGAGUACUUUCGGGGGCGCGUGCAGCGAGUCAUCGAGCGCCACACGGUGGCACGCCAUUGGCUGUCGCUCAACGAGGAGUUUGGCGGCAUGAACGAUUUGCUUUAUCGCCUCUAUGCAGUCACGAAAAACCCCCACCACCUAGAGCUGGCCCAUCUGUUUGACAAGCCGUGCUUCCUGGGUCCACUAGCGGUGGGGGCGGACGACCUGCCAGGGCUGCACGCCAACACGCACAUCCCCAUUGCCAUCGGCGCUCAGAUGCGCUACGAGGCCACUGGGGACAGCUUAUAUCGGCACCUCUCCCACCACUUCCUCGCUCUCGUCAACACCUCGCACUCCUUCACCUCUGGAGGCACCUCCGCCUUUGAGUUCUGGCAAGAGCCGCAUCGGAGUGGGCACAUACUGGCACAGGAGGACCAGGAAUCGUGCACCACGUACAACAUGCUCAAGAUGGCGCGCAAUGCUUUCCGCUGGUCCCGGUCAGUGCGCUUCAUGGAUUACUACGAGCGGGCUAUGAUGAACGGGGUCAUGGGCAUUCAACGUGGCACACAGCCCGGCGUGAUGAUAUACAUGCUACCACAUGGGCCAGGUAACAGCAAGGCACGCGGUUACCACGGGUGGGGCACGCCCUUCGACUCCUUCUGGUGCUGCUACGGCACGGGCAUAGAGUCAUUUGCAAAGCUUGGGGAUUCGAUUUACUUUGAGUCGCCAGUCAAGAGCGGCCGGCAGAACAGCACCGACGGGCGGCGCUUCUUGUCUGCUUCUGCCACGUCAAAAUCCUCCUCCUCCGUGCCUCGUCUGUACGUGGUCCAGUUCGUCUCCAGCGUGCUGACGUGGCAGUCCGCGCAGCUAGCGCUCCAGAUGACUGCCACGUGGCCCUCCUCCAUCCGGCCAAUCCUGGAGGUCCAGCUGGAAGUGAUUCCAUGGAAUGGGGGAAACGAGGAGAGUGGUCGAGCGGCAACAGGGAGAGCAGAGGGAGCAGAAGCAGAAGAAUCGGCAUCAGGGGGAAGGGAGGGAGAGAGUGGACAAGCAGUAUGGGAAGGGGUAGAGGAAGCACAAGGAGUGGCGGCAGCUGCAGGCAGUGCGGUAGCAGACGGUGCAGCGGAAGGCAGUUCGGUAGCAGACGGUGCAGCGGAAGACAGUGCGGUAGCAGACGGUGCAGCAGCCGAGGUGUAUCUCCGCAUUCCCUCCUGGGCUGCUGCUGCUGCUGCUUCUUCUGCUUCCGGUUCCACCCCUCACUGCACAGCCAGUCUCAACGGGAACAGCCUGCCAUGCCCCAAGCCAGGAAAGUUCCUGCGAGUGCGCAGGGAGUGGAGGGAGGGUGACGUCAUCUCUCUCAACAUCUCCUUCACGCUGCGAGCGGAGCGCAUUCAAGACGACCGUCCCCAAUACGCCUCGCUCCACUCCAUCCUCUUCGGUCCGCAUCUCUUGGUCGGCCUAACGGACGGCGAUCGCGAGCUCAUCCCAGGCUUCGACCCGUCACACCCUGCCACGUGGAUCCGCCCCGUGGACCCUGAGGUGCUCAACCAGCAACUGAUCUCCCUGUCACUGCUCGCACCGCCACAUCAGCAGCCACGUCAGCAGGAGCGGGACGGCAACGAGAGGGCCGGCGGCAGUGAUGAGAGCGCUGAUCAGUACGUUGUCUGGCGCCGAAGUGAUGAGAAACAGCCAUUGGCAGGUGGUACUCCGUUGCUGGCUGGGCUGACACGUGGCAGGCCAGGAGAGGGCACAGAGGAAGCCAUGUCAGCAACGUUCAGAGUGCGAGGGCCGGUGGAACGGAGGGGAGGGGACAUUGGUAUGAAAAGGAGGGAAAGAGCGGACGAGGAAGAGGCAGGGGGAAGAGAGAAGAGCGAGCAGGGAGAGAAGUGGGAGCAGGGAGAGAAGGAGAAGGAGGAGUGGCGGUGGGACAGCGGCGGUGUGGCUGCUCUGAAUGGCCGGGAGAUCUCCCUCGAGCUGCUGGAGAUUCCUGGAAGCUUCCUGGCCGUGGACUGGUGCGGUGGGGGCGGAGCAGGGCGGACUGAGGGGGGGAAGGGGGAGGUCGAGGGGGGAAAGGUAACAGCAGCAGGGGCAGGGUCAGCAGCAGGGGAGACACGGAGGCUGGUAUGGCGGACGAGGGGUGAGAUGAACGCAUGCCGGAGUGAGAUGCUGCCGGGUGGGAAGGCUGAGUCGACUGGAGACGUUGUUGCGUGUCGGGCUGGGCGGGCUGCUGUGUUCCGACUCGUUGCCGGGGAGGAGGGCAGUGGUGAAGGGGUGAUGCUGGAAGGGUCGAGACUGGAAGGGGUUAGGCUGGAGCUGGCAGAAUGCCCCGAGUGGGUCGUUUCUCUAGACACUAGCAGCAGCAGCCUUGGCAGUGGCAGCACAGCAGCCAGUCUGGUGGUUCAACGCACAGGAAAACCAUCCGAUUCCUGGGCCCCUCCUCUCCCGUGUUCGUCUCCCGCGGUGCUCUUCUCGAUCCAUGAGGGCCUGGCAGCAGGCAGCGCCAUGAGCUUCAUUGCCAAGGGAGCCUCGCGGGAUUUCCUGCUGCAGCCGAUAUCGGAGUUGAGAGAUGAGCGUUACACCUCCUACUUCAAUGUCACCGCCGCCCCGCCACCUGCCCCGCCCUCUCCCCCUCCCUCUCCUCCCUCCCCUGCUCCAGCCCCAUCAUACUGA